Molecule: messenger RNA, 1496 nt
Organism: Xylona heveae TC161
Lineage: Eukaryota; Fungi; Ascomycota; Xylonomycetes; Xylonales; Xylonaceae
Product: Dehydroquinate synthase-like protein
Exons: 2
Coding region: 189-1451 (420 amino acids)
Cellular component (GO): mitochondrion
Molecular function (GO): metal ion binding; alcohol dehydrogenase (NAD+) activity
Source: RefSeq, a predicted model, not a curated record
AAAGAUGCUAGGAUGAUCUCGUUUCACUUGUAACAUGUUUGCAUGAUCAUUGAUGAAUAAAGCUGGUGGUGCACUGAUCGACUUCGUGCUGUUUCACUCGUCAUCAAUUAUUUUAUUUGGUUUUCUCAGUCUUGAGCCAUCAUUAUUUCAGCUUCAGAGAAUCAUAAACUGUUGAGAAUUACAAUCUUAUGCAAGAAAAAAUGCCCUCGUCUCAAGAAACUUGCCGUCCUGCAUUCCCGGAUCAGGAGGAGCCUCGCAUCAGCUUUGGCCUUCCGUUCCAUGAAACCUGCCGAAAACAUGUCGAGGAGACGUUUCACGCGUCAAAAGUAUAUAUCAUUGCGUCAAACACCUUAGCCAAUAAGACAAAUGCUCUCAAAGAUCUGAAGACUGCGCUUGAUGGAAGGAUUGCUGGCGUUCGAGUUGGCAUGCGUCCACAUACUUUCAUGAGCGAGGUACUCGACAUUACACAUGAAGCUCGCAAAGUGGACGCCGACUUGAUCGUCACGCUUGGUGCGGGAAGCUUGUCUGAUGCUGCCAAGAUUAUUGCGCUUGCUCUUGGCAAUGACGUUGAAACCGAAGAAGAUCUCUUGAAUCUCCCAAGCACUGCAAACAGAGACGCCAAAGCCAAGCCUCCAAAAUGUCCAGUAAUUUGCAUUCCCACAUCCCUUUCUGGUGGCGAGUACAGCGAUUUUGCAGGCGUUACUAGGGACAGCGACCAUGAAAAAAUCCAGUUUAUGGAACCUCUUCAGGGACCUCGAUUGAUCAUUCUGGACGCAGAUCUAGCGGUCUCAACGCCGCUCAGAAUGUGGAUUGGUUCUGGAGUUCGUGCUUUGGACCACUGUGUCGAAGCAUUGUGUGGUAGUCAACGCGAUGAACUUGCCGAUGAUGGCUGUAUCAAAGGUCUGAACGCUGUGGUGCCUGGUUUAUUGCUAUCAAAACAGAACCCAUCAGAUGCACAUGCACGACAUGAAUCACAGAUAGGCGUGAAUUUCGCCAUGGUUCCAUUACACCGCACUAAAUAUACUCGCAUGUUUGCCGAAAUGGGUGGUGCAAGUCAUGGCAUUGGUCACAUGUUGGGUCCGCUUGGUGUCGCUCAUGGCGAGACGAGCUGCAUCUUGUUGCCGGCUGUAUGCAAGUAUAAUGCGCAACAUGACAGUAAGAGAAGCAUCGAGAGGCAGAAUAUCGUUUCACGGGUCCUGUGGGGUAUUGAUGUCGCAAGAGAGACUUUCGAGAGAAGGGGGCUCAAGGAGAAUAACUCAGACCUUGGAGACCUGAUCGAUGCGAUUGUUCGAGAACUUGAUAUGCCUCGAACUCUGACUGAAGUUGGUAUUGGCAGAGACAAGCUUGAUCAGCUGGCCGAAAAUAGUUUGAGAGAUAUUUGGGUAUGGAAUAAUCCUGCGCCGUUGAGAACCAAAGAGCAAGUCAUGGAUAUAUUGGAGCAGUGUAUCUAGCUUAAGUAAGAGAUAUUUCUAAUAAUACAAAGAACCCAUGUCAGC